Camelina sativa (false flax) is the source of this 351-nucleotide messenger RNA. RefSeq lists its product as uncharacterized. NCBI's taxonomy places the organism in Eukaryota, Viridiplantae, Streptophyta, Magnoliopsida, Brassicales, Brassicaceae. The record is from RefSeq and is a predicted model, not a curated record.
AUGGAUCUCCAUGAACUGGAUGAGAUACGGUUGGAGGCUUAUGAUAAUUCGAGGAUCUACAAGGAAAGAACCAAAGCUUUUCAUGACAAAAAGAUCCGACACAAGGAUUUAAAAGCUGGAGACAAAGUCCUUUUGUUCAACUUAAAGCUUCGGCUAUUUCCUGGCAAGCUCAAGUCAAGAUGGUUAGGACCCUUCGAAAUUAAGGAAGUUCUGCCCUAUGGAGCGGUCACACUGCUUGAUAAAAAUACGAAUGAAUUUACUGUGAAUGGGCAGAGAGUGAAGAGGUACAUGGCAAAUGAGGACACAGAGGAGGAAUCAUCUCUGCGUCUCGACGAUCCCACGCCAGUAUGA